This is a messenger RNA of Melitaea cinxia (Glanville fritillary), 1918 nucleotides long. Its product is annotated as carcinine transporter. Gene Ontology annotation, cellular component: membrane. Gene Ontology annotation, biological process: transmembrane transport. Bases 1 to 1893 code for a protein of 630 amino acids. The record is from RefSeq and is a predicted model, not a curated record. Lineage: Eukaryota; Metazoa; Arthropoda; Insecta; Lepidoptera; Nymphalidae. The transcript is spliced from 8 exons. Gene Ontology annotation, molecular function: transmembrane transporter activity.
AUGCCUGACAAUUUAAAUCACUCGAAAAGUUACAGUAAACAAGAGAAACCGUCGGUAAAAGAUACAAAUGAUGAUGCGAUAGAUUUGGAUGACGUGCUGCCAAAAAUUGGUGAAUUUGGAAUUUAUCAAAAAUUUCUGUUGUGGUUUGUGUGUUUACCUGCUUGCCUACCUUGUGGAUUCUGUGCAUUUAAUCAGCUAUUUAUGACUGAUACCCCUGAUCACUGGUGCAAAGUUCCAGAAUUACAAAAUGUGACAGAAAUGAAUCGUAAAAUUCUAUCAAUUCCUCGAAAGGCAGAUAAUUCCACUUUUGAAAAAUGUCUUCGGUAUUCUGUUAAUUGGACAGACUUGUUGCAAAAUGGGAAGUUAUUUGAAGCAAAUGAAAGUUGGCCAGUAGAACCUUGUUUGGAUGGCUAUGAAUACGACAAAAAUGAAGUAAAAUCUUCCAUUGUAAUUGAUUUCGAUUUAGUUUGCGAGUACGACGUAUAUCCUACGCUUGGAUUAGUGGCUUUAAAUGUUGGAGGACCAAUUGGAGUAUAUUCGUUCGGUUUAUUAAAUGAUCGCAUAGGCCGCAAAAAAUCAUUUUUCGCUUGUUUAUCAACACUUUUGCUUGGUAGUAUGAUGACGGCUUAUGCACAUGAGUACUGGUUUUGGGUAUUAGCAAGAGUUAUUGUCGGGCUGACUAUUCCUGCUGUCUAUCAAAUACCUUUCAUAAUUUCCUUAGAAUUAGCGGGACCUAAUUACAGAUCUUUUGUUACGGUCAUGACUUGUAUAUUCUAUACUUUAGGCUUAAUUUUACUUUCGGGUGUAACAUAUGUAUUACGAGAUUGGAGAUCACUAGCACUUGCUACGUCUGUACCGUUCUUCUUCUAUUACCUCUACUGGUUUAUUUUACCGGAAUCUCCAAGAUGGUUAUUAAUGAGAGAAAGGCUAGAAGAAGCCAAUAACAUCUUGAAAACAAUUGCUAGAAUUAAUGGUAAGGAAUUGCCAGAAGAAUAUACGACUAAACUUCAAAAACAAGUUCUUGAACAAAAAGAACAUGGAAUAAAAGAAAAAAAAUCAGCUAGUGUAUUUGCUUUAUGCAGGACUCCCAAUAUGAGGCUAAAAACUAUUUUAAUUACUUUGAAUUGGUGUGCGUCUGAAAUGGUUUACGUUGGACUAAGUUAUUAUGGUCCUGCUAUUGGAGGCAAUCAAUACAUGAGUUUUUUCCUAUCAUCAGCUGUAGAAAUACCAAGCUAUGUUGUGUGCUGGUUUUUAAUGGACCGAGUUGGACGUCGCUGGCCACUUUGUUUAUCUAUGGUCAUCAGUGGAAUUUUUUGUAUUGUUACUGUACUUUUACCAGAAGAUGCUGAAACUGAGACUUUAAUACUGUUUUUAAUAUCGAAAUGCUUUAUAUCAGCCUCAUUUUUGAUUAUUUAUCCAUAUGCGGGCGAACUAUAUCCCACAGAACUAAGAGGCAUUGGUAUCGGUACCUCCGCAUACAUUGGUGGACUGGGAUUAAUCAUCAUUCCAUUUAUAAACUAUUUGGGAACCAGCAACUUAGUUCUACCGUUGGUGCUUAUGGGUGCUGUAUCGGUUGUUGGUGGAAUCACAGCACUACGCCUACCAGAAACACUGCAUUGUCCUUUACCACAAACAGCUGAAGAAGGGGAAGAGUUUGGGAAAGAUUGGACUUAUCGAGACUGUUUAGCUUGUGGUGGUCAAAGUGUAUCAGAAUCAGAUUCGUAUGAAAAUUUAGAUCAACUAGAAUUAACGCAGGCUCCGUCCGUAGAAGACAUACUGCCAGAUUUACAACCUGUGCGUCGAAAUUCAAUGAAAAAGCUGGUUCGACAAGCCAGUACGGUGGAAACGCAGCGUGAUAAAGACGGGACAUUAAAGAUGGCCUAUUGGUUUUGAAUGCAUCAUUAAACCUAAUAACAUA